CUGAAUUUCUUGUACAUCUCUCAAGGCUUUUACAAUGAUCCACUGUACACCAAUGAUGGAAGGAAGUUUCUAUUGAUGAGGUCACUGUUCGAGCUUGUCUUGGCCAAUGAAUAUCUGGAGCUCACAGAUCCAAAGUUGCUUGGAUGGUUCCUAUGUUUAACAGCAGAGGACAGAACCUUAAUUAAAAAAGAGGGAGGGCUUCUGCCAUUUUUACAGAAACACCCGGCACUUCAAGUAGACAGACAGUAUGUUUAUGUGAAAUCAAAAACCAGAGGAAACUGCAUUUCCCCUCCAACAACUAUGUCAUCAAAUAA
Molecule: messenger RNA, 314 nt
Organism: Sinocyclocheilus rhinocerous
Lineage: Eukaryota; Metazoa; Chordata; Actinopteri; Cypriniformes; Cyprinidae
Product: RNA-binding protein 44-like
Exons: 4
Source: RefSeq, a predicted model, not a curated record